ACGGAUUGCUCAUCUCUAUUGCUGUUGCUGUCGGAGAAGAAACUAUUACAAAUUCAUACAACAUUUCUUCAAUAUCCAGGGAUGUUGACUAUAUACAAAUAAUGGCGUAUGAUUUUCAUGGACCCUGGAGUCAUGUUACAAGUUUCUCUGCACCACUUUUUUCACGAAUAUCAAAUCCCAGAUUUAACACACAACUUAGUCAAGCGUGGGCAGUAGACAGAUGGAUAUCAGGAGGGGCUCCACGUAACAAGCUGAUCAUGGGUCUUACAAGCACGGCCACAUCAUUUACACUCAGUAAUAGAACCCUAAAUGAUGUAGGAUCCCCGGUGGAUGGUCCAGGGAAAGCAGGGCCAUACCUAGCCAAUAAAGGACAUGUGACCUAUUAUAGGGUGUGUGAAAUGAUAAAGAAUAAUGCAAUUCAGCGAUGGGACUAUGAACAAAAGAUGGCAUACGCAUAUUUAGAUGACCAGUGGGUGGGGUAUGGCAACCAAACAAGUAUGAAAGAAAAAGUGAGGUUUGCUUACAGUCGAGGUAUUGCCGGUGUCAUGUUUUGGACACUUGACCAAGACGAUUUUCUCGGACAUUACUGCAAUAAGGGAGAAUACCCUCUUCUUACCGCAAUAUAUAACGCUAUAAAUGAACUAGCACCAACACAGAGUCAAUUUGUGGAUGACGUCAGCACGAGUACCACACAUUCUACAACGCCAAUAGAUUUCAGUCUUCAUCAUCGCACCAACAAAAACGGAAUAAACUUUUAUAAAAUGGUUGACAAUGGAUCAGGGAUUUUAGGAUUCAGUCAUGUGUUGCUAUUAUUUUGUUUAAAACUGUUUUUGUUGUCAUGGUUAAAUAAAUAGACUGUCAGUCAAACAGCCAAAUAAGGUA
Molecule: messenger RNA, 882 nt
Organism: Ruditapes philippinarum (Manila clam)
Lineage: Eukaryota; Metazoa; Mollusca; Bivalvia; Venerida; Veneridae
Product: acidic mammalian chitinase-like
Exons: 5
Coding region: 102-854 (250 amino acids)
Biological process (GO): carbohydrate metabolic process; chitin catabolic process
Cellular component (GO): extracellular region
Molecular function (GO): chitinase activity; chitin binding
Source: RefSeq, a predicted model, not a curated record